CCGCCAUGAGCGGCUCCUUCGACAAGAAGCUCUCCAGCAUCCUCACGGACCUGUCGGGCUCGCUGAGCUGCCAUGCCGCCUCCAAGGACUCGCCGACACUGCCCGAGUCCUCCGUCACCGACCUGGGCUACUACACGGGCCAGCACGACUACUACGCGGGCCAGUCGUACAGCCAGCCCGUGGGCCACUAUCCCUACCACCAGUUCAACCUCAACGGCAUCGGCGCCGCCGGCACCUACUCGCCCAAGUCCGACUACUCGUACAGCCCCUCGUACCGCCAGUACGGCCACUUCAGGGACCAGCAGCUCCCGGCGCAGGAGGCAGUGUCGGUGAAGGAGGAGCCGGAGCCGGAGGUGCGGAUGGUCAACGGGAAGCCCAAGAAGAUCCGCAAGCCGCGCACCAUCUACUCCAGCUACCAGCUGGCGGCUCUGCAGCGGCGCUUCCAGAAAGCCCAGUACCUGGCGCUGCCCGAGCGCGCCGAGCUGGCCGCCCAGCUGGGGCUCACCCAGACCCAGGUGAAGAUCUGGUUCCAGAACCGCCGCUCCAAGUUCAAGAAGCUCUACAAGAACGGCGAGGUGCCGCUGGAGCACAGCCCCAACAACAGCGACUCCAUGGCCUGCAACUCGCCGCCCUCGCCGGCCGUCUGGGACAGUAACUCGCACGGCGCCGCCGCCGCCGCGGGCCGGACGCCGCUGCCGCAGCCGCUGCCCUACAGCUCCUCGCCCGCCUUCCUGGACGAGCACAACCCCUGGUACCACCCGCAGAGCCUCGGCGCCCCCCACCUGCCCCCGCAGCCCCCCGGCCCCGCCGUGCACCACGCCUCGCCGGGACCCCCGGCCAGCUCCGGCGCCGUCUACUAGC
Messenger RNA from Nothoprocta perdicaria, 861 nucleotides. RefSeq names its product distal-less homeobox 3 (gene DLX3). Gene Ontology annotation, biological process: epithelial cell differentiation; regulation of transcription by RNA polymerase II; embryo development. The coding region runs from base 6 to 860 and encodes 284 amino acids. The record is from RefSeq and is a predicted model, not a curated record. Gene Ontology annotation, molecular function: DNA-binding transcription factor activity, RNA polymerase II-specific; RNA polymerase II cis-regulatory region sequence-specific DNA binding. NCBI's taxonomy places the organism in Eukaryota, Metazoa, Chordata, Aves, Tinamiformes, Tinamidae. The transcript is spliced from 3 exons.